GAACGUUCAGACAGAUGUAGGAGUGUCUCCGGCGCACUUCUCUGUGAAGAGGCUUGAGCUGAGGGCUGCCUGCACGGACGCAUUGACCUUUCAGUCUCCUUUGGGUCCGCGCUAGAGAGCAGCACCCAUCCCCACCAUGGCGCCAAGGAAGUUCUUCGUGGGGGGGAACUGGAAGAUGAACGGGGAUAAGAAGAGCCUAGGCGAGCUGAUCCACACCCUAAACAGCGGCAAGAUCCCGGCGGAUACUGAGGUUAUUUGCGGAGCCCCCUCCAUUUACCUUGAUUUCACCCGUCAGAAGCUUGAUGCAAAGAUUGCGGUUGCAGCACAGAACUGUUAUAAGGUGCCAAAGGGAGCUUUCACGGGAGAGAUCAGCCCAGCGAUGAUAAAGGACAUCGGAGCCACCUGGGUGAUCCUGGGCCACUCAGAGCGAAGACAUGUUUUUGGGGAGUCUGAUGAGCUGAUUGGGCAGAAGGUGGCCCAUGCCCUGGCUGAGGGUCUUGGUGUCAUCGCCUGCAUUGGAGAGAAACUGGAUGAGAGAGAAGCUGGCAUCACAGAGAAGGUGGUUUUUGAACAGACCAAAGUGAUUGCUGAUAACGUGAAGGACUGGAGCAAGGUGGUUAUUGCCUAUGAGCCAGUUUGGGCUAUUGGAACUGGUAAAACUGCAACUCCCCAGCAGGCUCAGGAAAUUCACGAGAAGCUGAGGGGGUGGCUAAAAAGUCAUGUGUCUGAAGCUGUUGCUCAGUCCACUCGGAUCAUCUAUGGAGGUUCAGUCACUGGUGGCACCUGCAAGGAACUGGCCUCCCAGCAUGACAUAGACGGCUUCCUCGUUGGUGGUGCCUCCCUCAAGCCUGAAUUCCUGGACAUUAUCAACGCGAAACACUGAACCGAUCCAUAGAUCCCAAAAGGGAAAAUCAUCAUGGAGGGGAAGGAAGGAGAAAUAAAGAAACUAUAAGGAAGGUCACCCCUCGCCCCUUCACCCAUGACUUCUCUCCCCCAUUCACUGUUCCUGCUGCUAACUGCUGCCACCCUGCUGGAUUCUGAUUGGCACAGAGCCUUUUUCCAGAGGCAGGGUUUUGUUAGUCUCCACCUCUUGCCUGCCCUCCCACCCUCAUAAGUGAGCAGAACUCAAUGUGAGCUUGUGGGUGGGUCUGGCUGGCUGUGCCCAUGUGCCUGGUAGGCCAAUCAGAGUCCAUGGCCUGUCUGUCCCUCCCUUCCACCCAUCUUCCUUUGCAGUGCUGCAAUAAGGAGGUCACUUGGCCUGGGGAGAGGAGAGGAGGGAAUGCCACCUCUUGCUCCAGGCAGCCUGUGGCUUGACCAGAUGGGAGGGAGUGCCUGGCAGCUGACGUCCCUGUGAGACAUUGUAGCUUUUCCAUGUCCCUUAACAAACACUGAAUAGAAAUAAACAUGUGGCAGCGGA
Molecule: messenger RNA, 1417 nt
Organism: Gopherus evgoodei (Goodes thornscrub tortoise)
Lineage: Eukaryota; Metazoa; Chordata; Testudines; Testudinidae
Gene: TPI1
Product: triosephosphate isomerase 1
Exons: 7
Coding region: 137-883 (248 amino acids)
Biological process (GO): glyceraldehyde-3-phosphate biosynthetic process; gluconeogenesis; glycerol catabolic process
Cellular component (GO): cytosol
Molecular function (GO): triose-phosphate isomerase activity
Source: RefSeq, a predicted model, not a curated record